AUGCAGUCGAAUCGUCUUACCAAGGAGGAGUACCGUAAACAAAAGGAUCUUGAUGCCGCUCGUAAGGCUGGUACAGCACCAGCUGAAGUGGACGAAGAAGGCAAUGAGAUCAAUCCACAUACUCCGCAGUUUAUGUUGAAAGCACCAUGGUACGUCGACACCGGCAAAGUCUCCUUGAAGCAUCAAAAAGCACCGGAAAAGCGAAAAGCUACACGAUUCGGUUUGGAGCAAAGCUUGUGGUAUGCUCGAGGCCAAAGAGCGGGCCCAGCAGCUACCAAGUAUCGAAAAGGCGCAUGUGAAAAUUGUGGUGCGCUCACCCACAAAACCAAAGAUUGCGUUGAAAGACCUCGCAAGAAAGGAGCGAAAUGGACUGGACAGAACAUUCAAGCAGAUGAGGUUGUUCAAGAUAUGGAUCUCGCUUGGGAUGAAAAGCGUGAUCGCUGGAAUGGCUACGAUCCCAAAGAUCAUGAUAAAGUCAUUGAAGAGUACAAUAAGAUUGAAGAAGCACGACGAGCGGCUAAAGCCUCGGAACUUGAUAAGCAAGGUCCUACAACUACCUCGGAAGCGAAAAAGAUUGCCGGCGCCGGUUUGUCGGACGACGAGGAAGAUGACGAUGAAGAUAAAUAUGCGGAUCAAGCAGAUAUGCCUGGACAACAUGUGAAUCAAAAGACAAGAACAACGAUCCGUAACCUAAGAAUUCGUGAAGAUACAGCUAAAUAUCUCCUUAAUCUCGAUACCGAUUCAGCGUACUAUGAUCCGAAGACUCGUUCGAUGCGUGAUAACCCGCUUGCUGAUCAAACAGAAGAAGACAUUCAAUUCGGCGGUGAUAAUGUGCUUCGAUACACUGGCGAUGCUCCUGAAAUGGCCAAAGUACAGAUGUUUGCAUGGCAGGCGGCUGAUCGUGGUAACGAUGUUCAUCUUCAAGCCAAUCCUACGCAAGUCGCCAUUCUUCACAAAGAAUACGAGUCCAAGAAGGAUUCCGUGCGAGAUUCCACUCAAAAGAGCAUUUUGGAAAAGUACGGUGGUGCCGAACAUUUGGAAGCGCCGCCAAAGGAACUGCUGUUGGCACAAACCGAAAAUUAUGUGGAGUAUUCGCGAACAGGAAGAGUGAUCAAGGGUCAAGAGAAAGCCAAAACAAAAUCAAAAUACGAGGAAGAUGGUAAGUAA
Molecule: messenger RNA, 1167 nt
Organism: Radiomyces spectabilis
Lineage: Eukaryota; Fungi; Mucoromycota; Mucoromycetes; Mucorales; Radiomycetaceae
Product: Pre-mRNA splicing Prp18-interacting factor-domain-containing protein
Exons: 3
Coding region: 1-1167 (388 amino acids)
Biological process (GO): mRNA splicing, via spliceosome
Cellular component (GO): spliceosomal complex
Molecular function (GO): pre-mRNA 3'-splice site binding
Source: RefSeq, a predicted model, not a curated record